This is a messenger RNA of Sorex araneus (European shrew), 4471 nucleotides long. It is a transcript of the gene NPY2R, whose product is annotated as neuropeptide Y receptor Y2. The record is from RefSeq and is a predicted model, not a curated record. Gene Ontology annotation, biological process: G protein-coupled receptor signaling pathway. The transcript has 2 exons. Gene Ontology annotation, molecular function: neuropeptide Y receptor activity. The coding region runs from base 475 to 1626 and encodes 383 amino acids. Gene Ontology annotation, cellular component: membrane. NCBI's taxonomy places the organism in Eukaryota, Metazoa, Chordata, Mammalia, Eulipotyphla, Soricidae.
GUGGCAGUUAUUGCAGGUGGUGGGGACCCGCGAGGGGGCGCCGCGCUGGCGAGGGUCCCGCCGCUGGGGGAUUCCAGAAGCUCCUGGACCAGAGACAGUGGUCGCCAUCCCCUGCUCCUGCCUCCCACGGAAACUUCUCGACCGGCUCUCUCGGCUGCGGGACCGUCGCCCCCCGUUCCUAGCAUCUGCACCUACUUCUUUUACUUGGAGGGAGGGAUCCGCCCCCCUCCCCGCACCCCCUCCUGGGCGGCGCAGUGCGGAGCCGGGGCGCGCUCGGCCGGUGAGGUGGAGCUCGGACUCGCGGUGCACGCGGCGCGCCCCGCUCUGCGCAAACCCAGCCGCGCUAGUCGUUGGAGACCUGCGGUCUAGGAAACCUGCGAGCCGCGCCUUCUCGGAGCCAGACCCAGGGGAACCUCGGACUGACAGGCUGCGGGAGCGGCAGCUCCGGGUGGACUCUGACAAUAGCUGCUGAAGAUGGGCCCUAUCGAUGCUGAGGCUGAUGAGAACCAGACAGUGGAAGAAGUGAGGGCAGAGCCGUAUGGAUCAGAGCAAACCACCUUGCCUAGAGGUGAGCUGCCCGCUGUCCCUGAGCCACAGCUUAUAGACAGCACCAACCUGAUUGAGGUCCAGGUUAUUCUCAUAUUGGCUUACUGCACCAUCAUCUUGCUCGGCGUCAUUGGCAACUCCCUGGUGAUCCACGUGGUGAUCAAGUUCAAGAGCAUGCGCACAGUAACCAACUUUUUCAUUGCCAAUCUGGCUGUGGCUGAUCUUCUGGUGAACACCCUCUGCUUGCCAUUCACUCUCACCUACACCUUAAUGGGCCAGUGGACAAUGGGUUCUGUCCUAUGCCACCUGGUUCCCUACGCCCAGGCCCUAGCCGUGCAAGUGUCCACCAUCACCUUGACGGUAAUUGCCUUGGACCGGCAUCGUUGCAUCGUCUACCACCUGGAGAGCAGGAUCUCCAAACGAAUCAGCUUUUUGAUCAUUGGCCUGGCUUGGGCCAUCAGUGCGCUGCUAGCGAGUCCCCUGGCCAUCUUCCGGGAGUAUUCACUGAUUGAGAUUGUCACUAACUACAAGAUCAUGGCCUGUACUGAGAAGUGGCCUGGGGAGGAGAAGGGUAUCUAUGGCACCAUCUACAGCCUUUCCUCCUUGCUGCUCCUCUACGUCUUACCACUGGUCAUCAUCUCAUUUUCCUACAUGCGAAUCUGGAGUAAGCUUAAGAACCACAUCAGUCCCGGAGGGUCUGGUGACCACUACCAUCAGCGCAGGCAGAAAACCACCAAAAUGCUGGUGUGUGUCGUGGUGGUGUUUGCGGUCAGCUGGCUGCCCCUGCAUGCCUUCCAACUUGCUGUCGACAUUGACAACCAAGUGCUGGACCUGAAGGAGUACAAACUCAUCUUCACCGUGUUCCACAUCAUCGCCAUGUGCUCCACCUUUGUCAACCCUCUCCUCUACGGCUGGAUGAACAGCAACUACAGGCAGGCUUUCCUGUCCGCCUUCCGCUGUGAGCAGAGGCUGGACGCCAUCCACUCUGAGGUGUCCGUGACAUUCAAAGCCAAAAAGAACCUGGAAGUCAAGAAGAACAGUGGUCCCACAGAUUCUUUCGCAGGGGCCACCAAUGUCUAAGGCAGCAGCCGUGUGCGUGUACAUGGAAGGUUUUUGACCAGAGCAAUAUCUCUGACUGAGAAGCAUGCAGGAACAUCCUGAUUUCCCAGUCCAGGAAAAUCUGAGUGGAAGCAUCUGUGCUGUAGGUCAGGGAGAACUAUGGGGUGACAGAGCUUUGAUGAAUGCACUCGUGUUCAAAGACAAAGUAAUAAGACAGUUUGCUAACAGUUCGCAGGGUGGUUGGUGGUGUUAUAAUAAAAGCAGAGACAAAUGCUUUUUGACCAUUUUCCAGAGGGAAAGGACCUUGAACAAGGAGUUGGAAUUAUUGGCAUUGUUAAAGCGGGUGGAUGAAUGACUUUCACAUCACAUUAGGGUGUUCAUUGAGGAUUCUCCGUUCUCUCCUUCUUGUAUGAAAGACACCAGAUGCCUGUUUCCUCUGGAGCCUCAGACUUUCCCAGUUCAUUGUGUUUGGGUUACUUAUUGUCCUUCCAAUGGACCAAACCCAUCAGGGAAAGCAUGAGUUAACUAUUAUUAACUACUUGAAUGACUUCCAGGAUAUAAACUGAUAUUUGCUAUGUGAUUAGUAUUUCAGCCAAUGAUGGGGGUAGUAUGCAGUGCACAAUCAGUUGUUCUUAUGGUUUGGCAAAAGUUUCUUCAACUCAGAAUUGAAGGCGGAAACUCUGUAUUAUAGAAAUGCAAACCAUCAUUUUAACUUCUCAUUUCAAGUUGUUCCUUCUUUCUGUAGAUACGAUUUUAGUAACAAGCAUGCACCAUAAUCGUUGCUUAUUGUAACAACAUUUGGAACAUGAAUUAUUCCUGUGUUAAAUCUGAGUUUAUCUUCAGUAAAAAUUAAAUUAUAUUAGAAAUUUUGUGGUAUUUUGUAAUAUUUUAUAAUUAUUUAUAAGUAAUUUUGGAAAAAAUACAAAGCUUAAGUGUAUUCAUAGAACAAUAAUAUUUUUUAAAAUCAUCUUCUGUGGACUAAUUCAUAAUUUAUUUAAUUAAUAAAACUGUAAUUUCACCAAAAUGGAACCCAUCUGGUAAGAAAUAUUAAACACAUUGGAUUUGUUCCACUUUGCAAAUGUUCUCUUUGGAACAGUUUCAGAAUAAAUUAUCCUCCUUUCAAAAUAAUUGGCUAUAUUUUUGAUAACUUAUGAAUAAAUACAUAAUAAAAUUUCAUCUAUAAAUAUUGGAGCAUAAAUACUAUAAUAUUUUUCACUGACCUUUUGAAUAUGAUUUUUGUUUCAAUAGUACCCAACCAAAGAUGCUGAAAACUCUUAUGCUUAUAAAAAUUGAGGUAAUAAAAUAGUUGUAUUUCUUUGGAUGCUGUUAAAAGGUUUCACAUUGCAUCAUAUUUUUAUAGGUGUAACUAAAUUUGUGAAUACAUCCCUUAAAUUUAAAAAAAAUUUAACAUAAGCAUUGGUUUAUAUAUAAACAUUAGCUUUCAACUUGAGAGAUUAAUUCUAUGGCUGUAUUUAAAAUUUAUAGCACUGCUCUGUAGCACUGUCGUCCUGUUAUCAUCCCGAUUUGCUUAAGCAGGCACCAGUAACGUCUCCAUUGUGAGGCUUGUUGUUACUGUUUUUGGCAUAUCGAACAUGCCAUGGGUAGCUUGCCAGGCUUAUUUAACUUCAUUUCAUGCUAGAAAGAAAAGGACUGGUCUUAAAGUUGACUUAAUUUGGGGGAUACUAAAAAUGAAUGAAAAUAAUAGAAAUGAGGUGAAAAACUACUAAUUAAACACAACAAUAUAUAUUAGUAUGAUAUAUCAUUCAGUUGGAUAAUUCCAUUUUCUGAAGGAUUUGAAGUAAAUGUGCAAGAAGCAACCUUUUUGUCCUUUAAAUAGUGAUUACUUUGUUCAAAAUGUUAAUUGGUAAUUGUGGUUUUAAAAUGCUUUUCCUCCUUCUUGGAAAAACCUUACAUUGGAGGAAAUGUGCAUGCUAUUGUAUCACUUGUUAUAUUGGUAAUUGAUCAGAUUCCAGUUAAAGCAUGGGAUCCAAUUAAUUGCUAAGUUAUUAAUAUAACUUAUGUUGUCAUUUUACCUGUUGGAAUAAAAAUAAUUUGGGAAAUUAGAAAAACUGUGUGAUUUUAUAUCAGCAUUGCUAUUCAGUAUAAGACAAUAAGCUUUUGAUACAAGUUAAAAUAGGAACCUAGUGGUGGUUCUUUAUGGCCCAGCUCUCUUUUCAUUGUGCACGUUUCAUUAGCUGUUAUAAUAUUGCGACAGUACCGGACUUUUAUAGACCAACUCUUUCUGCUGGACUUCAAGCCUCUGUCUUUAUCACCUGACAUAGCAUGUACACAAGACUGUUUACAGGACACAUCAAACCAAGCUUGUCAACAACAGACUCUGACAUUUUGAUUCCAAACUCCAUCUCCUCAGCUAUAAUACACGCACUGUUUCCUUGCAUUCUCUGUUUUACUCAUAGUACUACUGUUUAUGCAAUUCUGCAAAAUAUUACACUUUGGAGCAACCUUUUACUUCUCUAUCUCUAUGUCUGUCUUCUUUUUGUCUAAAAUUUGACAACCUGGUUUGUAGAGUCAAAUAUUAAAGUUCAAAGUUCAAGGUUUGAUGAUAGGCUUAUAAGGCCCCAAAGCAGAGGGCUGGAGUGAUAGUACAGUGAGUAGGGCAUUUGCCUUGCAUGGGGCCUGCCUAGGUUCGAUUCUCAGCAUCCCAUAUGGUCCCCGGAGCACCACCAUGAAUAACUCCUGUGUUCAAAGCCAGGAGUAACCCCUGUGCAUUGCUGGGUGUGACCCAAACACUGCCACCCCCCCAAAAAAAACCAAAGUAUAAAAUUUUCUGUUUUAUUAUGCAACUUGAAGGCCAAUCACCAUUCACUUUCCCAUUUUUUAUUAUGAAACCUAGAGCCCUCUUUAC